AUGUCGGUUGUGUUCCUGUUCGUCUUCGUGUUUCAGCUGUCAACUAUAUGUGAAAAGCAAUCACUAAUUUUUAAAAUUAAAAUAUUACACAUUGAUUUUGAAAUUGGUGCUAUUGAAGCAACAAAAGAAGUUUUUCCGUAUGUCAAAAUUAAAACUUGCCGUUUUCACUUGGGACAAGCUUGGUGGCGCAAAAUUAAUGGCAAUACAAAACUAAGAAUGGCAUACAACGAUAAAAAUAACGAUUUACAAUUAUGGCUUAAAUCAUUUUUUGGACUUUCUUUCAUCGCUCCAGAUGACGUAGAGGAUGCUUUUGUAGAACUUAUAAGUACGUGUCCAAAUAUUGCAGAUGGACAACUAUUUUCUGACUAUGUUUUGGAGACGUAUGUUGAACCUGGUUGUUUAUUUCCACCUAUUUUAUGGGCUGAAACACCAUCACUAAAUCCUAGGUAUAUAUUUACUAAUAAGUAUAAAAAAAAUAUUGUUUAAUCUAUUUAUACAUUUUCAGAACUACAAAUGGGGCUGAAAGUUUCCAUGCAACAUAUAACGCCCAGUUUACUAGUGCUCAACCACCGACAUUUGUUGUUAUAAGUACCCUUAUGGAAACUCAGGCAGAAACCGUCACUAAAUUAUCAACCAUUUUCAAAGGAAAAAUCAAGCCAAAAUCGAAGGAAGAACUAAA
Messenger RNA from Acyrthosiphon pisum (pea aphid), 679 nucleotides. RefSeq lists its product as uncharacterized. The coding region runs from base 1 to 486 and encodes 161 amino acids. The transcript has 3 exons. Lineage: Eukaryota; Metazoa; Arthropoda; Insecta; Hemiptera; Aphididae. The record is from RefSeq and is a predicted model, not a curated record.